UGAGAGUUAAGAGGGUGCGAGAAAAUACAGAUUAAAGAUAGGGAAGGAGACAGGGCGAAGUUCCUCCUUUCCCUUUCGCUUUCCAGAUCCAAUGUAACCAAGAAAAAGGAGAAAUCCUCUUAUGCUCUUAUCCAGAAUUAAAACCCUAAUGGAUUGAUUCAUUCAUUUGUCCGCCUUCCUAAUUUCAUCCUCCCUUCUCUUUUUUCGUCCCUCAAUUUCGACGCUGCAGUUGUGUUUUAUUUUCAUCUGUUUCCCCCCUUCUAGUUUUAACAAUGUCGACGAGAGGGAGCAGAUCGGAGAAGGUGAAGAGGAUCUUCCAUAAAUUCGACGCCAACCAUGAUGGAGGUCUCAAUAGGGACGAAAUGGCUGCGCUUGUUGUGGCUGUUAACCCUAGGGUCAAGUUCAGCGACGAGCAGAUCAAUGCUAUUCUCGACGAGGUGUUUCGGACGUAUGGGGAUUUUAUCCAGGGCGACAAGGGUUUAACUUUUGAGGGAUUGUUGCGGACUUAUGACGAUGGUGCGGGAGAUGUGGACCGUGACUUCGACGCGCUUGAAUUGGAGCUUAAUCAGGACGAUGGCAAGGGAAUUAUGGUAACUUCAGAGGCUUCGUCCUCUUCGAUUACCGACGAGCGUGCUUUGGAGUCGCAGAAGAAGCAGAGAACGGCAGCGUGGGCGUUGUCGCCGAAUCACGGCAUUGUCUUUGAUGAUACUUGGAAGAUUGUGGAUGAUUUGGAGGUUUUGAUCAAAAGGUUGAAGGCGAAGCAGGCUAAGGAUGGGAAGUUGAAGGGGGACAAUUUCGAUGCCUACUCUGAUGCCGGCUGGUCGAGAGAAUUGGGGCCGUCUUCGGAGCUUUCGGAUAAGAGGGUAUUCUGGGAAGAGUCUGGCCAUGAAUAUGCUUCAUUUCUGAAGGAGUUAGGGGUGUUGAGAACCCGAGCAGAUCGAGCGCGAUCCAGAGAGGAGGCUUUUGAUGGGCAUAUGGCAAUUGGUAGGGUUUUAUAUGAGCACCAGCUCUUUAAGGAGGCUCUGGUGAGCUUCAAGAGGGCUUGUGAGUUGCAGCCUACUGACGUGAGGCCGCAUUUUAGAGCUGGGAAUUGCUUGUAUGUUCUUGGAAAGUUCAAAGAGGCAAAGGAAGAGUUUCUGCUGGCACUGGAGGCGGCCGAGGCGGGUGGAAACCAGUGGGGAUAUUUGCUUCCACAAAUUUAUGUGAAUCUUGGUAUUGCACUUGAAGGCGAAGGUAUGGUUUUAAGUGCUUGUGAAUACUAUAGAGAAGCUGCAAUUCUUUGUCCCACACAUUUUAGAGCUUUGAAACUUUUGGGUAGUGCUCUAUUCGGGGUAGGGGAAUAUAGGGCGGCCGUAAAGGCCUUGGAAGAGGCCAUAUUCAUGAAACCGGAUUAUGCUGAUGCUCACUGUGAUUUGGCCUCGGCUUUGCAUGCAAUGGGGGAAGAUGAGAGAGCAAUAGAGGUGUUUCAAAAAGCAAUUGACUUGAAACCUGGUCAUGUGGAUGCUUUGUAUAAUUUGGGUGGACUUUAUAUGGACUUAGGCAGGUUCCAGAGAGCUUCAGAAAUGUAUACUAGAGUUUUGGCUGUGUGGCCUAACCAUUGGCGGGCUCAGCUGAAUAAAGCUGUGUCCUUGUUGGGUGCUGGGGAAACUGAGGACGCUAAGAAAGCCUUAAAGGAAGCCUUGAAAAUGACUAACAGGGUCGAAUUACACGAUGCAAUAUCACAUAUGAAGCAAUUGCAGAAAAAGAAGUUGAAAGGUAAUGGUAGUUCGAAUGGAGAGGGGGCUUUUAUAGUUGUGGAAGCCUCAAAAUUUAAAGCCAUUGGGGAGAAGACUGUUUUGAGACGAGAACUGUCUAGUGCACUUGAAAUUAGGACCUUUCAGAAGAUUACCAGAUUGAAUCGCUGUGAUGUGGAACUUAUUAAGAAGGAAAUCAGUGAACGUGACGUGCCAGUGUCAUAUUCAGGUAGUGGUGUACCUGAGAAGUCCAUACGCAAGCCUAGCUUGGAAGAAAUUCUUCGUAGAUUAUUGAAUUUCUUGAAGCCAGAGACCUUCCAGGGAGCUGUCAAAGCCAUCAACGAGAGGAUACUCUCUGUCUUGGACGAGUCAGGCUCAGGAAGGGUGGACUUGGGCAUGUUUUUCGCUGUUCUUGCUCCCAUUUGCUCUGGCCCCCCCGAAAAGAGAAAGCGGGUUGCAUUCGAUGCACUUGUAUGGCGACCUGUGAACGAUGGCGGUGCUCAGAUCAGAAAAUCCGAUGCAGCCAGGUAUAUCAAAUUGUUGAGGUCCAUAUAUGUUCCUAUUCAAGGAUCCAGUGACAUUCUGGAAGUCCAUGGCCGCACAGACAAUUCUAUUGUGUCGUUGACAGAGUUCCUAGUCAUGUUCAACGACUUGGAUUGGGGUUUUGGUAUCAUGUCCACCCUGUUGAAGCUAGAGACUGGGGACAGAAAUCGUCAUGGAAAUCACGUAUGCACCGUAUGCCGCUAUCCUAUCAUCGGUUCUCGAUUCAAGGAGAUAAAAUCACAUUUUAGCUUGUGUAAUCAAUGCUAUAGCGAGGGGAAGGUGCCUCCUUCAUGCAAGCAAGAAGAAUACAGAUUCAAAGAGUAUGGGAGUGAGACGGAAGCAGUUAAAGACAAGUGCUCCUGCUUCUCAAUGCAAUCCCAUGAUGAUUCUUAGCUAGAUUUCUCUUUCUUUAAACCUGUGUCGUGGUAUUAGAUGUUUCAGUCUCUCAAUUACAUAGCUUCCAAUGUGCUAAGUUGGGUGUUUUGCCCUUUGUAUAAUAAUUUGGUUCCAUCAGGGCUCUGCUAAAUUUGUUUGUUUGUUUAUUUGUUUAUUGCAGUGGUAGAUUUUUCAUC
Momordica charantia (bitter melon) is the source of this 2848-nucleotide messenger RNA. Its product is annotated as putative TPR repeat-containing protein At1g05150. The record is from RefSeq and is a predicted model, not a curated record. Gene Ontology annotation, molecular function: protein binding; calcium ion binding. NCBI's taxonomy places the organism in Eukaryota, Viridiplantae, Streptophyta, Magnoliopsida, Cucurbitales, Cucurbitaceae. Gene Ontology annotation, cellular component: plasma membrane.